Molecule: messenger RNA, 1705 nt
Organism: Nyctereutes procyonoides (raccoon dog)
Lineage: Eukaryota; Metazoa; Chordata; Mammalia; Carnivora; Canidae
Gene: LGALS4
Product: galectin 4
Exons: 9
Coding region: 78-1022 (314 amino acids)
Molecular function (GO): carbohydrate binding
Source: RefSeq, a predicted model, not a curated record
CACUACCUGCCAUCUACCACCAUUCCCUGCUCCUGCAUCUCUUCUCGCUGGACGAGCCACCAGCCCAGCCUCUCAAGAUGGCCUAUGUCCCUGCACCUGGCUACCAGCCCACCUACAAUCCGACUCUGCCCUACAACAAGCCCAUCCCGGGAGGUCUCAGUGUGGGGAUGUCUGUGUACAUCCAAGGAAUGACCAGUGAGCACAUGAAGAGGUUCUGCGUGAACUUCGUGGCGGGGGCGCACCCGGGCUCCGACAUUGCCUUCCACUUCAAUCCCCGCUUUGAUGGCUGGGACAAGGUGGUGUUCAACUCGCAUCUGGGCGGCAAGUGGGGCAGCGAGGAGAAGAAGAGAAGCAUGCCCUUCCGCAAGGGCACCCACUUCGAGCUGGUGUUCAUGGUCCUGGCGGAGCACUACAAGGUGGUCGUAAAUGGAAAUCCCUUCUAUGAGUUCGGGCACCGGCUGCCCCUACAGCUGGUCACCCACCUGCAAGUGGAAGGGGACGUGGAGCUUCAAUCAAUCAAUUUCAUUGGCGGCACCCAGCCCCUGGGCCAGGGUCCUGGACACACCCAGCAGCAGCCAAGUAGCCUGCCUACCAUGGAGGGACCCCCAGUCUUCAACCCGCCCGUGCCAUUUAGGAAGAGAUUGCAAGGAGGGCUUACAGUCCGAAGAACAGUCAUAAUCAAGGGCUUCGUACCCUUCACAAGCAAAAGCUUUGUCAUCAACUUCAUGGUGGAAUCCUCCGGGGACCUGGCUCUGCACAUUAACCCUCGUCUGACCGAGGGUCUUGUGGUUCGGAACAGCUGUCUGAAAGGUUCCUGGGGAUCUGAGGACAGGAAGCUCUCCUACAACCCAUUUAGUCCUGGGCAAUUCUUUGAUCUGUCCAUUCGCUGUGGCACGGAUCGUUUCAAGGUUUACGCCAACGGCCAGCAUCUCUUUGACUUUUCCCAUCGCCUUUCGGCCCUCCAGAACGUGGACAUGCUGGAGAUUAAGGGUGAUGUCACCUUGUCCUAUAUCCAAGUCUAACCUAUUCCCAGGGCCAUAACCCUUGGGAACACAGAGGGAAAGAUUCCACAGAACUCCUUCCUAAGGCCCUAAUAAAAUGCCUGUGGGUGUCUCAUGAGUGUCCAUGACUCCAUUCACCUCCCUCACUGUUCCUUCCUUCCUUGAUUUGGUCAUACGCUGUCCAUUCAGCCAUCCAAUCAUCUGUGCAUCCAUCCUCCCAUCACAAUAAAUCUAGGAAUAUCUGAGACACAGAUCUUGGGUUUUAUGUGUAUCAGCUCAUUCAGUCCUCACAAAAACACCAGGAGAUAGGAACUAUUAUUAUCAUCCCUCUGGAAAAGAUGAGGAAACAGGCAAAUUAAAAUAAGGCAAAUCACCCACCAGUGGCAAAAUGAGGAUUCAAAUCAAGGUGGUCUGGCUCCACACUUACUUAAUUGUUCUACAGCCCAUUUUCCCAUCCAUACAUGCACCCAGCUUUCCAUUCAUCCAUUUCAAAGCCCAUUAAACUCUCCAAACAUCCAUCCAAGCAUAUGUUCAUUCAUCCAUCUAAACAUCCAACCAGGGGCACCUGGCUGGCUUGGUUGGUGGAGUGUGCAACCCUUGAGUAUAGAGAUUAGUUAUUUUUUUAAUCUAAAACAUAAAAAAAAUAAAAGGGACUCCUGGGUGGCUCAGCAGUUGAGCAUCUGCCUUGGCUCAGGGCAUGAUCC